CAUCGACGAGGCAAAAACGCUGGUGCAUCGCCGCAGUAUUGCUCCGCAGCAGUACAGCACUGCAGCAUCGCUCAGCACUCAUACACGAGGCGCAGCGCUGCGAGUUCAAUCGCUGCAAAAAUCGCUCCCGUCGCUGCAAAACAGCAAGCCUGACAGGACACCAUGGCAUCCUUCGAAGGCGAUGCUGGUCCCGUGCUAGGUAUCGACCUAGGCACGACGUUUUCGUGUGUUGCCGUCUACGACGACGCCGAAAAAAAAGUGAAAGUCCUGGAGAACAGCGAAGGAGCCAGAACAACACCGAGUUACGUCGCCUUCACGGAGACCGGUCGAUUGGUAGGAGCCGCCGCCAAGUCCCAAGCAGCAAGCAACGCCAAGGGCACGUUGUUCGACGUGAAACGCAUUAUUGGGCGGACGUUUCAAGAUCAUGUGGUGCAGGACGAGUGCAAGCGCUUGCCGUUUCCGGUCCGCGAGCACCCUUCCAAAUCCAAGAGACCUUUAGUUGAGGUGAGAUGGCGCGGCGAGACGAAGCAGUUCGCGCCCGAGGAAGUCAGCGCCAUGGUCCUGCAGGAGAUGGCCGACAUCGCCGCGAAAAAACUCGGCAGAGAAAUUACGAGAGCGGUCAUCACGGUGCCCGCGCAUUUCAACGACCAACAGCGCCAGGCCACCAAAGACGCUGGUAGAAUUGCCGGUCUGGAGGUUCUGCGGAUCAUCAACGAGCCGACGGCCGCGGCCCUGGCGUACGGGCUGCACGACCUCGCUACCAAGUCCUCCGAGGUCGGGCGAGUGUUAAUUUUCGACCUGGGCGGCGGUACGUUUGACGUCAGUGUGUUACAGUUGGAGGGCGGGGUGUUUGCCGUGCAAGCGACCGGCGGCGACACGCACCUGGGCGGCGAGGACUUCGACGCGCGGCUCGUCGACCACGUCAUCCGCGCCCACGCGAGGAAAGCCUGCGGCCCGAAGAUCAAGAACGUCAAGAACGGCCACAAAAAUCAGAAAGGCUCUUCCGCGGCAGAAAAAAAGAGAAAACAGGAAGAACAACAAAUUAUUGGGAAACUGAAGGCCGACCCCAAGGCCAUGCGCCGACUGGCUCGAUUAUGUGAGAACGCGAAACGGGAGCUGUCCACCGCCGAGGACGCCGAGGUCGAGGCCGAGGAAUUGCAGCCCGGUCUGGACCUGAAAGUCCGCGUCACGCGCCAGGCCUUCGAGGGGCUCUGUGCGGACCUCUUUGAGUCGUGUUUAAAUACGGUGGAGAGCGUCGUGAGGGAUGCGGGCUGCCAGAUGAGCGACAUCACCGAGUGCGUUUUGGUAGGUGGUUCCACGCGAGUCCCCAAACUGCAGGAGAAGCUGUAUGCCCAGUUUGGUGGGCGGCUGGAGCUGUGCAAGACGGUGCACCCCGACGAGGCCGUUGCCGUGGGUGCUGCGGUGCAAGGCGCCAUAUUGCGAGCUGGGUUGACGGGUGGCGGGCAAGAUCUCGCGCCAGAAAGCUGCCAAGACUUGGUAUUGUUGGAUGUGACUCCAUUAUCGCUAGGCAUCGAGCUGGAGGGCGGGCACAUGUCCACACUGAUCAAACGAUCGACAGCCAUACCCUGUAGCAAGACGAGAGAAUAUACAACAGUAGAAGACUUCCAGACGCAAAUUGAUGUUUGUGUCUAUGAAGGAGAAAGACCUCAUGUCAGCGGCAACAACAAGCUAGGCGAGUUCUCGGUCGAAGGUCUAUAUAGGGGUAAAGCUGGAGAGGCUAAGGUUGAUGUGACCUUCGCAUUGGACGCGAACGGCAUCCUCUCCGUCUCCGCGCGAGAUACGGUGACGAACGCGUCCGCCGAGACGACGAUCAAGGCCGACCGCGGCCGCUUGGACGAAGAUGAUAUAAGAAGGAUGAUCGAGGACGCGAAAAAAAUGAGGGAAGGCGACUCGCAGUUCGCGGAGAAGGCGCGCCUGCGGAACGCGUUGGAGGAGGCCUGCUACGCCGCGAACAAGACGGCGUCUGGCAAAUCCAAGGCGCAGCUCGACGACCUGUUGGAGUGGCUCGAGUACGACGCGGAGGACGCCGACAUGGAUGCCUUGGUGGAAAGGGUGGCGACGCUGAGGGCGGACUUCGGGGUCGUGGUUAAGUAGGAGUCUUAUUU
This is a messenger RNA of Pelagomonas calceolata, 2126 nucleotides long. Lineage: Eukaryota; Pelagophyceae; Pelagomonadales; Pelagomonadaceae. The record is from the annotation of a GenBank genome assembly.